GGGCACUGUGAUGCUGCAGGGCAAUUGCUGGCCCAGCAUGUCUGUCUCCGGCCCCCUCCCUCGCAGUGUGUCACAACCGUGGAGGCGGCCGUAUCUGGAGCAGUUGGGGUGGGCAGGCCCAGCUGGGAGGCGAGCGGGCGAGGAGAGCUGCCACGAUGCGGGAAUGCAUAUCAGUCCACGUGGGUCAAGCUGGAGUUCAGAUUGGCAAUGCCUGCUGGGAGCUCUUCUGCUUGGAACAUGGCAUCCAAGCAGAUGGGACCUUUGGCACUCAGGCCAGCAAGGUCAAUGAUGACGACUCCUUCACCACCUUCUUCAGUGAGACUGGCAAUGGCAAACAUGUGCCCCGGGCUGUCAUGGUCGACCUGGAACCUACGGUAGUAGAUGAGGUGCGGGCAGGAACCUACCGCCAGCUCUUCCAUCCCGAGCAGCUGAUCACGGGGAAGGAGGAUGCGGCUAACAAUUAUGCCCGUGGGCACUAUACGGUGGGCAAGGAGAGUAUUGACCUGGUGCUGGACCGCAUCCGUAAGCUGACAGAUGCCUGCUCCGGCUUGCAGGGCUUCCUCAUCUUCCACAGCUUCGGAGGCGGCACAGGCUCUGGCUUCACUUCUCUCUUGAUGGAACGCCUUUCCCUUGACUAUGGCAAGAAAUCCAAGCUAGAAUUUGCCAUCUACCCGGCACCACAGGUCUCCACUGCAGUGGUAGAGCCUUAUAACUCCAUCCUGACGACCCACACCACCCUGGAGCACUCAGACUGUGCUUUCAUGGUGGACAACGAAGCCAUCUAUGACAUCUGCCGGCGGAACCUGGACAUCGAGCGCCCCACCUAUACCAACCUCAACCGCCUCAUCAGCCAGAUUGUGUCCUCAAUCACUGCCUCUCUCCGCUUCGAUGGAGCCCUCAAUGUGGACCUCACAGAGUUCCAAACCAACCUAGUACCCUAUCCCAGAAUCCAUUUCCCGCUGGUCACGUAUGCACCCAUCAUUUCUGCGGAGAAAGCCUACCAUGAGCAGCUGUCUGUGGCAGAGAUAACUAGUUCCUGCUUUGAGCCCAACAGCCAGAUGGUGAAGUGUGACCCACGUCAUGGCAAAUAUAUGGCCUGCUGCAUGCUCUACCGUGGGGAUGUGGUACCCAAGGACGUGAAUGUCGCCAUUGCUGCCAUCAAGACCAAGAGAACCAUCCAGUUUGUUGACUGGUGUCCCACAGGUUUCAAGGUGGGCAUCAACUACCAGCCUCCCACUGUUGUGCCAGGAGGGGACCUGGCUAAAGUCCAGCGAGCCGUGUGCAUGCUGAGCAACACCACUGCCAUCGCAGAGGCCUGGGCCCGCCUGGACCACAAGUUUGAUCUCAUGUACGCCAAGCGGGCCUUCGUACAUUGGUAUGUUGGCGAGGGAAUGGAGGAAGGAGAGUUUUCCGAGGCCAGGGAGGACCUGGCUGCGCUGGAGAAGGAUUAUGAAGAAGUGGGGACUGAUUCAUUUGAAGAAGAAAAUGAGGGGGAGGAAUUUUAAAUAUACACCUGCCCCAUGA
Molecule: messenger RNA, 1524 nt
Organism: Microtus ochrogaster (prairie vole)
Lineage: Eukaryota; Metazoa; Chordata; Mammalia; Rodentia; Cricetidae
Gene: Tuba8
Product: tubulin alpha 8
Biological process (GO): microtubule-based process
Cellular component (GO): microtubule
Molecular function (GO): structural constituent of cytoskeleton; GTP binding
Source: RefSeq, a predicted model, not a curated record